Diachasmimorpha longicaudata is the source of this 7854-nucleotide messenger RNA. RefSeq names its product integrin beta-PS-like (gene mys). Gene Ontology annotation, biological process: cell-matrix adhesion; cell adhesion mediated by integrin; integrin-mediated signaling pathway. Gene Ontology annotation, molecular function: integrin binding. Gene Ontology annotation, cellular component: focal adhesion; cell surface; integrin complex. NCBI's taxonomy places the organism in Eukaryota, Metazoa, Arthropoda, Insecta, Hymenoptera, Braconidae. The record is from RefSeq and is a predicted model, not a curated record. Bases 309 to 2834 code for a protein of 841 amino acids. The transcript has 4 exons.
UCAUUAAUUAUGUACAUCCUCCCCGGCGUGUGUCAAUGGAGAGUGUUGUGGCAUGAAUUUCGGGGUGCACAAAGUCGUCGAAUAAAAAUAAUGAUGACGACAUCCUUUCUCUAGCGAUUUAUCACGAUUGUAUUGAACUCCUUUAGUGCAUCAUUCAUCCUUGCGUCUGAUUCAUGUCAAACAUCAUCGACUUUUUAUCAUUGUCAACGUAUCGAGCCAUUAAUGGACACAAGUUUUUUGUGAGAUUGUUGAGACGAAAGUUGGAAGGGUGUUGAGUAACACAGAGAGCGUCGGAAGGAAGCGUGGGGAUGAUGGGCAGCUUAUUGUUCAUCCUAGCCAUAUCCCUGGUGAUAUGUGCCGUUGGGGUGACAGGGGAUUACUCCAGCUCAGAGACAUCGGGAUCAAAUCCGUGUUUUAGCAAAUUAAAAUGUCACGAGUGCAUACGAACAUCCACUUGUGCCUGGUGUGCACAACCGAAUUUCUCGGAGAACCGCUGUUUCCGUCCGAAUCAGAACCCGAAGAUCCUGGAAGCCUGCUCUGAAGAAUUCACGAUAAAUCCCGACAAUGUCUUCAGCAUGAUUCGCUACAAGAACCUGACGAAAGGGGGUUUUAUUGCUGGUGGCUCUGGAGGUUCGUCGAGCGGUGGUUCCAUAUCAGAGUCCAGCUCCUCCUGGUCCUCCUCCUCGUCCUCCGUAUCCUCCUCCUCAUCAUCAUCAUCAUCAUCUUCCUCAUCCUCAAAACAGGAAGCAGUUCAGCUCUGGCCGCAGGAAGUAAACCUGAAGCUCCGGAUAAACGAAGCCUACAGAAUGACCUUCUCCUAUUCUCAAGCAGAGGACUACCCAGUGGACCUCUACUACCUCAUGGACCUCUCGAAGUCCAUGGAGGACGAUCAGAAGAAGUUGUCGGCGCUGGGUCAACUGUUGGUCUCUGAGAUGAGUAAAAUCACUAGCAAUUUUCGUCUGGGCUUCGGUAGCUUCGUCGACAAAGUGGUUAUGCCAUAUGUCAACACCAUGCCCAAGUCCUUGAUCGCUCCCUGUAAAGAUUGCGCUGCCCCUUACGGCUACAGGAACGUGAUGACCUUGUCCACAGACACGAGUGCCUUCGCGAGUCUUGUGAGCAAUGCAGAGGUCUCCGGAAAUCUAGACGCCCCCGAGGGAGGCUUCGAUGCGAUUAUGCAGGCAAUUGUCUGCAGGCGUGAGAUCGGUUGGCGUGAAAAAGCAAGACGACUGUUGGUCUUCUCGACAGAUGCUGGCUUUCACUAUGCGGGAGAUGGAAAACUCGGUGGCAUUAUCAAGCCCAACGACGGUGAGUGUCACCUGGACAGAACAGGCCUUUACACUCACUCAUCCGUUCAAGACUACCCCAGUAUCUCCCAGAUAAACCUCAAAGUGAAGCAGAACGCGAUAAACAUCAUCUGGGCAGUGACAGAAGAGCAGAUAGGAAUCUACAAGCGUCUCACGAAGCACGUUGAAGGUUCCUUCGCUGGAAAGCUCCUCAACGACUCCAGCAAUAUAGUCUCCCUGAUUCGUGAGCAGUACGACAAGAUCUCGAGUUCAGUCGAGAUGAAGGACACUGCCAGCAGCAUGAUCAAGGUCCGGUACUAUUCCAAAUGCCUGGGGGGACCAGAGAUAGAGACAUCAAAGUGCGAUGGCUUGAAAGUUGGAAAUGUCGUCCAUUUCACAGCGGUGAUAGAAGUCGUUGCCUGCCCAACAAACAGAACCCAGUGGAAGCAGACCUUCGAGAUCUACCCAGUGGGCAUCAAUGAGACUUUGACAGUGAACCUCGAGAUGAUCUGCGACUGCGAGUGUGAACAUUCAGGGCCAAUGUACCAGCCAAGAUCUUCAUCUUGCAAUGGCAGAGGUACCCUGGCUUGUGGCAUCUGUGAUUGUGACGAUGGAGUCUUUGGAAACGCUUGUCAAUGCUCGAAACACGAUAAUACUCCUCAUUACGUUAAUGAGACUAAUGCUUGCCGGCCAGACGACUCCAAGCCCGACUGCUCUGGUCGAGGUGACUGCGAGUGUGGUCAAUGCAUAUGCCACAGGCGAGGGGACUCGGGAGAGGUGUUCUCAGGUCGUUACUGCGAGUGCGAUAAUUUCUCCUGCGAAAGGAACAAGGGAAUUCUGUGUUCUGGGCAUGGAAGGUGUGAAUGUGGUAAUUGCGCCUGUGAUCCUGGCUGGGAGGGGGACAGCUGUAGCUGCAAGACCUCCAAGGAGACCUGCAUGGCCCCCAACUCUGGAAAAUACUGCUCUGAUCACGGGGAUUGCAUAUGUGGAGAGUGCAAGUGCCAUCAGGAGGGGGACAUCAGGUACUCGGGGAAGUACUGCAACAAAUGUCCCUCUUGUGCCAGCCUCUGCGAGGAACUGAGACCCUGUGUCCAGUGUGUGGUACAUGAGACUGGAAACAUGACGAAAGAGGAGUGCUACAGUGUCUGCAACGUCACGAAGGGGUACAAAAAUAUUUAUGGGGUCGAGACUGUUCAAAUUGAUAUUGAUAAGGAUGAGGAGGCCUGCAUGUUCAUCGACGAACAGGACUGCAAAAAUCAUUUCAAGUAUUAUUAUAAUGAGGAGAACUGUUUGAUCAUCGAAGCGCAGAAGGAGAGGGAAUGCCCUCCUACGAUUUUUGUGCCUGGAAUUAUUUUAGGUGUUAUUGCUGCUAUUGUUCUGAUUGGGCUGGCUUUCUUGCUGCUUUGGAAAAUGGUCACCACUAUCCACGACAGGAGGGAGUUCGCCAAGUUCGAGAAGGAGAGGAUGAUGGCGAAGUGGGACACGGGGGAGAAUCCAAUCUACAAGCAAGCCACCUCGACAUUCAAGAAUCCAACUUAUGCUGGCAAGUGAAGAGGGAGAAAUUAAUGUAUUAGUAUGGAACAUUGAAACAAAGAAAAUAAUUAUUGGAAUUUUCCAAUUCGAGUGAAGAAUCUUUAACUGUGUGACGAGUUGAUUGCACAACUGUUAGUCUUAUUUUACAAAAACAAAACGAAAACAAAAAUACUAUUUAAACGUUACGAUGAUUAAUCUAACUAACGUAAUAACUAGGGAUAACUGUUUUAUUUUUACGUUAAAUUUACUGCCAUAUUACUUAGACUAUAUGUAAGUCUAGGAGAUAUGAGAAGAAGAGAAGGAUUUUUUUUCCUCGUCAGGGCACGGAAUCUUUGGUUCACACUUAAUUAUUAGUUAUUUAAUCUCUAUUAGUUGUUAAGACAUUCAUUCGAUUAUUUUGUGCCGUGAUUUUUCUUCUCAUUUUAUUGAACAUAAAGUGCCUUCAAAUACUAGAUAAUUGUACAUCGUAUUGAGUGGUUUUUCGUUAGGUCAAUUAUUGGGCACAUGAAUUGAAUGCAAUUGUUCACAGCCGAAGCGGGCAUUAGAACUGCAUUUCGUCCUUUAUUUUCGUAUUGUUCAUCGUCAGCAAUGUAAUCGCGGACACAUUUGACUGAUUAAUCACGAAUAACUGUCCAAUCCAAAUUGUAUCUUCCGAAAUAACGUACACUAGAGUUACUUAUCAUGCAUCUUCCAAAAUCAUCGUCAUUAUUUAGAAUUAAUGAUAUUUUUUAAACAAACAGACAUCAAAAUAUGCAUUUUACGAUAUUACAAUUUUAUACUUUACAAACUUCAGCUACUUGUCACGUGUUUUUUUAACUGAAUGAAUCAUUUGUGAAUUAAUGUCAAUAUUUGUCAAUUUACCGCGAGAUUAGUGAAAAAAAUCUGAUUACGGCAUCUACAAUCUGUUGAUUUUAAAUGAAAAAAACCGAAGAGAGUGCAAUCAUGAUUGAUUACAUGGAAAAAUAUAUUUAUAUUAACAGAAAAAUUAUGUGCUUUAUUUAUGAUCCAAAUAAAGUGUCUUUUCUUAUCGAAAUCGUUGGAAUUCCCCAUCACCUCCGUACGAAUUUUUUAUUUCCCUCAGCAGACAGAGGUUAAACGGAUUUCAUACAAAAAAAAACAAUUCAACCAAGGAUUUAAUUUUUAAUUCUUUUAUUGACAUGGGAGAUGUUACAUGGACGUAUGAUGGAAUGCACGUUAUUAAAGAUCGACAGUACAUCGUCAACUAAGUUUCAACAGAAAAAAGGAAAAAUUUGCACUGGAACUCUAACAACGCAAACUAUAAUAAUCACAUAUAAACUACAGUAGUCUUGUGGAUUUCUGAUGUACAAUCCCUCUCACUUCAAUUAAUUUCCAAUACAAAACGCUACAAUCACAGCUGCGACUGCUAAUUAUUCCUCAUUUCGGUAGAACAUUGAAAUGAUUACUGAGACUAAUGAAAAAAUCGUGCGAUUUGCCCUGUGUCUCUCACAAAAGGAACAAAUACUCUCUCUUAUUCUAUCGGGGUAUAUAUUUAAGAUCGUCACAACCAUUCGUAUCAAUACGAGUAAUCAAUUUGUCUCAUGUUUCAAUUCGAAUAAUGCUGACACAACUGUUGAUUUGAACUGCUCAAUGAUCUUGAGUAUUGUACGAAUGAUUAGUGACAUCAAUUGGCUAUUCUCGGCAGUUCGAAACCCAGAAAAAAAAAUCAUCCGGAUGAAAUGAAAAGUAGUAGCGAUUUACAUCGCAACUGACGAAUGAAAAAUGAAUGAAUCGAACCUAGGCAAUUUUCUCUACUGUUCCAUACAAAAUACUAAUUGAGUACCGUUUUACAAUUGCUAUUUUCACUGGUAUAAUACUCCUACUAUCUCCUUAGUCAUCAUAAAAUGCAGACAUGAAUAGCAUUUGAGUAAUUCCAUUGUAAAAUUUCACUCUUCCCCCCCACCAACAACUAGUCAAUGAUUUUAGUACAUUUACCCCUAAAAUUAUUGUUCCGAACUUUGAUUCACCAUUCAAAAAGUGAAUUUUGUCAAUGCAAUACUCAAGGGAAGCCUUAAAAUUAUAGAAAAUAAACGUCGUAAGUCACUAACGUCUUGAAUUCAAAUCAUCAAUGAAUUGGUAAACCGGUUUAGGUCGACUCAGUUGUUCGAUGAAUUUUCUACGAAUAUCUCCGAAUCUACGGCGAAAAGCAAAAUUUUUCUCUACAAUGAAUAUUGGAGGAAACAUUUUUCAUGCUCCUUAGAGCCCGAGAUAUUCUUAGAAAACCCACAGACAAUCUGAACAGAUUCAAGUCGGUUAACAACAUUACUGCUGAAAUAAAAAAAAAAUACUGGAAGUUUACGGGGAGAAGUAGCUGCCACUGGUCAACCACAGAUCUAAAUUGAGAUUCAAGGUGAUUUGGGAUGGGGGAUUUAAUGGAUAAACAGUUUUAUUAUUCUAUACGUCCUCGGUACGAUAGAAAAAUAUACGAAAUAAUUCACCGAUUGUGUAAUACCUCGAUAGCUUCAUCACUAUUCCCGUCCAAUUAUUAAUUUUCCAAGCCCAACCCAUAGUUUUUCAUUUUCUUUAGCAUCUCCUAUACAAAAAAAAUGAAAUAAAAAACCAUCGCAACUCAACGUAAUUCUAUGUGUCUUUUGGUGCGAAUCAAUGAUAGUUACAUAUAAUGCAAUAAUUCUAAUAUAAUAGCUGCUCUUGUGUUGUCACUUUCUCUCGAAAAUCUAACACUAACUCAUAUAAUAUAUUCUAUAUAUAUUCAAUGAUUCAAUAUAUUAAAUAGUCCUUUAUCAUUAAUCUAGUCUAGAAAUGGCGUGCCAAAGAAAACUUGUUAUCAAAAUUCAAUAUAAAUAUUAAAUGAUAAUCGACGUAAGCGUGUUCUCACAGAAAAAGCAACAUUCAGCGACACUCAGUUAACGAAUGAAUAUUUUAAUUUGCCGUUGCUUAUCUCAUUCUCUGAUAUUUCAAUAUGAAAAGUCUUGCUCAUUACUUUUAUCAUGAUAAUUUUGUGAAAAAUUAUUACGUCAAUGGUUGAGGAUCGGGCCGGCAAUACGUGUUUUUACCUCAAUUUUACUGCAAUAAUUUAAUGAUUAAUUCUUUUAAUUUGUGGUACACGUAAUCGCUGUCGUCCUCGCUCAGUUGAGAAUUUAUAUACGUUAUCAUAAAUUCAAUAUUAAUAGCAGUCAAUAAAAUCUUUAGUAUAUUAAAUUUUUUUUUAUAUUUGUCUCGAGCACAUCAAUAAUGCUGACAUUACUGAUCAUUUCGCCUCACCAAAUAUUUGAACAUAAUAAGAAAUAAUUUAAUUUCAGUCGAAGGAGCCCAGUCAACUCAUUUCUUUUAACUUUCAUAUUAAAUAGGAAAAAACGUAACGCACGUUACCCUGUUUAAGCUAAUUAAUCUAGGCCGAAUAAUGACGAAAAAACGGUUGAAAUAAUUAAUGUACAGUCACUCAGGCUGAAUGAUUUAACUCAAUCGGAUUGUUUCUUCUUCCGAUUGGGAUGAAUUAUUCACCUGGCUGAUGUUUAUAAUUUUAAGGCUUCGAAAAAAGCAUCUGGUGAUGCGAUAAUAUUCUCUAACACGAUUUUAGCUCUCACAAAUUAUUUUCUCAUUGUAAAUAGCCCGCUAAGAAAAAACAUCUAAUGCCUUUGGGUUUUAUAAUAAAUGUGGGAAAAUUCUUGGGAUUCAAUGAUGGAUGGAAUAAUCUUCUGAAUUGUUAAUGAAAAAUAAACAGUCAAUAAACUGUUGUUUUUCGUUAGACAAAAUACUUGUUGAGUCGUUGAUGAACGAUAUGUCGUGAGAAUUGGAGAUUUCAGUUGAAAAUCAUGAAAUUCACGAGUCUUUGUGAUUUUAAGAUUGUAAAAUUGUGAGAUUUUGAAGUUGAAUUCAGUCAAUUUUGCCACUCAGAUGAUAUAUAAAACCCAAAACCCAAAAAAUUCUAAUUGGCAGUAAGAAGUGGACAUUGCGCCCGGCGCAAGGUGUAUUAUUCUUUUUUAAUUAGCUGCAUUGUCGGCAGGCAUGAGUGUCCCUGUCAUGGACAUGAAUAUUGAUGAUUCAACACACUGGGUUUUUAGUCUCGUUAGACGUACGUGGCCAUUGAGCCGGUUUGAAGGGAUGGAGUUCCAUCGGGUCGGUUCUUCGGUCCGUAUUGCCCGAUAAAUGAUCCGUCUUCGGUGAAACGUCCUGUGAAAUUCAGAAAUAAAAAUUGCAAUUUCUCUUCACUUUUCCAUCCAGCGAUGAAUUGACAACAAAUUUGUCAAUAUGCAAUUAUUUUACUGAUGAGGCGUGGGGUUCACAUAUAUAUUUUUCUUAAUAUUUCAUGAGAUACAAAAUAAGAAAUUAAUCUUCGUUAUAUUUUUGAUCUCCCAAAGUAUUACGACAACCCCCUGAAAGUCUUAAUCAAUUACCUUAUCACAUACCUCAAACCAAUGUUGCGAAUGCCUGAGAAUUGGGCUCCGGUUUCUUCUGUCUCCCGUACUGACCAAUGAACGAUCCAUCUUCGUUCAUGCCCUCUGUUACAUUACAACGUAACGAAACGAAAAACAAAAAAAAACAUGAACAAAAAAUAAUAAUGGAUGAAUAAACGAUGAGAUGAUACCGACAAAAGUAUAAUCGAUAUAAUAAUCCAGAUGUCAUAGCGGAACGAGCAAUAACCGGGGAUGAGCAUGAAUAUAAAUCAAAUAUACAAGGGUGAGAUGUAAUCAGUGAGAUGUAUAGUGUAAGGGGCUUUCUGGCAACUAUUAAAAAAACUCUACCCCAAAAAGCGUGAGAUCAAGAUUAAAAGUCGGGGAGACUUACCAGUGUCACCCUCCCCGUACUCUGCCAUGGAGUCAGUGUCCGACUCCGGAUGUUUUCCAUCCUGAUGAGACGAUGACGCGAUCGAGGCACGACCCCCCGCCGAUUUAGUGUCCAGGGGCUGUGAAUAUUCAUGGAAUCCACCCUCGUCUGGAUAGUCACCCCUUCCAGCCGCAAGUUCGCGUUCGUGCACGGCAUAUUUGCCACCACGAUUGCGUUUUAUCACGCAUACAAUAAUCAGCACCAUUAGGAGGAAUGCUAUAGCCAGCAUCAUGCC